AUGGGAGAAAGUCUGCUACAAGGCUUCCCCGAAGCCGCUCCUCCAAAGCCGUCAGAGGAACUGCAGUAUGCAGAUGUCGCCGUAACAGCCACAGCAAAAGAAUUCGCAGGAAUCUACCGCAACAAGCAAUACCACACUCCAGACUUUGCUUCCGUACUCUCACGCGCGGACUCUGCCGGAGUCAAANAAGUGAUGUUGACGGGAAUGUCAAGUUCAGACAUUACUUCCAAUGCUGAGAUUGCACGAUCAAGGCCUUUACACUGCAGCAUCACGAUUGGAGUACAUCCCUACCAUGCCAGCGAACCCUACACAAACAACAGCAAUGGCAAAGACUACUACGACAGCAUGGCAAAGCAAAUCAACGACCUCAAAAUCUCGGCGCCAGGACUGGUGACUGCAUACGGAGAACUGGGAUUAGAUUACGAGCACCUCGCACUCGCAGACAAGGAAACACAACUCCGCUGUUUCAAAGACCAACUCGAUCUUUUCGUGGCUCAGAAGUGGGAAUUACCGCUGUUUUUACACUGUCGAGCUGCUUUUGACGAUUUCGUGUCGGUGAUGGAAGGCUACAUUCCCCAACUGCCUAGAGGGGGAUUAGUUCACUCUUUCGUAGGCACAACAGCACAGAUGCAAAAACUGGUAUCUUUGGGCUUGGACAUCAGUGUCAACGGAUUCAGUUUCAAGGACCGCGAGUCUUUGGAGAUGGUAUCCGCAAUUCCGCUGGAAAAGCUACAACUCGAGACGGACGCGCCUUGGGGGAUCAUCCAAGCCAGCUCGGAAGUUGCANAAAGGUAUCUGGUCAAUGCGCCGAUAUUGCCGGCGAGUAAGAAGAAGGAUAAAUUUGCAAUGGGCAGUAUGGUCAAGGAGAGGAAUGAGAGUUGCAGUAUGAGUCAUGUAGCAUUUAUCGUUGCUGGAUUGAAGGGAAUCAGUGUAGAGGAAGUGGCAAAAGCAGCUUGGGAGAACAGUAUGAGAAUGUUCUGGGAUAGGACAUGA
Messenger RNA from Aureobasidium musti, 993 nucleotides. The record is from the annotation of a GenBank genome assembly. NCBI's taxonomy places the organism in Eukaryota, Fungi, Ascomycota, Dothideomycetes, Dothideales, Saccotheciaceae.